AAACUCGAUCUCGGCCGUCCGCGAUCAACAAUCCGUCGCACCUGCCGGUCCGACGCCUCUACUGUCGCUCCUUUCACGAGGCAUCGACCCCAACGACCGAUCGACCUCGCCGCCGGUUCCUCGUUUGCUGUUGUGGUCGAGGACCGUAUCUUCUGCGGUUGGCUUCCUCUUUGUCUGCCUUGGAGGAGACUCCAAGGAGGAUCAUUUCGUUGUUAGGGGAUUUGAGACGCAGUAUCCCGUUCAAGAAGCAUGAAUUACAUCGUUGGAGCUUUCAAGCCACCCUGUACCAUCUCUGUCAUAUUUGCUGAUGGAAAAACACGCAAGCAGGCUUCCAUAAAGAAGGAUAAUGGCCGGACUACAAUGGUCCCAAUUUUUGAGAGUAAAGAAAACAUUGUUGGAGAGGUGAUUAUAGAACCUACACAGGGGAAAAAAGUUGAACACAACGGUAUCAAAAUUGAGCUUCUUGGACAGAUAGAGCUUUAUUUUGACAAGGGCAACUUUUAUGACUUCACCUCGCUAGUACGUGAAUUAGAUAUCCCUGGUGACUUAUAUGAAAGAAAGACAUAUCCAUUUGAGUUUUCUACUGUUGAAAUGCCAUAUGAGUCAUACAGUGGAAUUAAUGUGAGACUCAGGUACAUCUUGAAAGUAACAAUUAGUCGUAAUUACAUCGGCAACAUUGUGGAAUAUCAGGAAUUCUGUGUGCGCAACUUUGCUCCUCUUCCAACAAUCAACAACAGUAUUAAGAUGGAAGUUGGAAUUGAAGAUUGCUUGCACAUUGAGUUCGAGUAUAGUAAAAGCAAAUACCAUCAGAAGGAUGUUAUAAUUGGCAAGAUAUACUUUCUUUUGGUAAGAAUCAAAUUAAAAAAUAUGGAACUUGAGAUAAGACGUCGAGAAUCUACUGGUUCAGGACCUAAUACUUAUGUUGAGACUGAGACACUGGCAAAAUAUGAAUUGAUGGAUGGUGCUCCUGUAAGAGGGGAAUCAAUUCCGGUCAGAUUAUUCUUGAGCCCUUAUGAGUUGACACCUACAUAUCGCAACAUCAACAACAAAUUCAGUGUGAAGUAUUACCUGAACCUAGUUCUCAUGGAUGAAGAGGAUCGGCGCUACUUCAAGCAGCAAGAAAUCACAAUAUAUCGCCUCCUGGAAACUUGUUAGUUUCUGCACUUUGAAGGGAUUCGAAGCCUACGUAACAUCUAAGUGAAUGGAUUAACAGGAUUAUGAGGAAUAUGACCAUAUGCCAAGAGCUUUCCCCAUGCUUAUCAGUAUGAAUUCAGGAGAACUGGUAAUGUUGCAUGUGUAUCAACUAGUUGGUCUCUGUUUGUAGUUGUAUAUUUUCUUGUCAUGUUUCCUGUAGUACACGAUUGAUCUUAUCAUCCUUUUGAAGACACCCAUAUCUCGUAUGAUACAGUGCUCUAGUCGACUCUGGCAUAAAAUUUUAUUUGAUUUUGUCUGACAGAUGUGACUAUAGUAAGAGAAACUGCUGUUAUUCUA
This is a messenger RNA of Musa acuminata AAA Group (dessert banana), 1491 nucleotides long. RefSeq names its product vacuolar protein sorting-associated protein 26B. The record is from RefSeq and is a predicted model, not a curated record. Gene Ontology annotation, cellular component: endosome; retromer complex. NCBI's taxonomy places the organism in Eukaryota, Viridiplantae, Streptophyta, Magnoliopsida, Zingiberales, Musaceae. The transcript has 12 exons. The coding region runs from base 250 to 1155 and encodes 301 amino acids. Gene Ontology annotation, biological process: retrograde transport, endosome to Golgi; intracellular protein transport.